AUGCCCGAGAACGCGCUGCGCGCCGUGCUGGGCGCCGAGCGCUUCACGGCGCUGGCGCGGGAGCUGGGCGUGCGCGCGGGGGGGCCAGUGCCACCCGUGCACACGAACCCGCCGGCCAACGCAUGCCGCUCGCACUUCGGCAUGAGGGCGCGGGAGCCGACCGUCGAGGCACUCCUGGGCCACUCCCACGCAGCGGCCCUGCGGUUCUCUAAGGAUGGUAGUGCGGCCGUGGAGCUCAGCACAGCCCCGAGGCUCAAUUUUGGGUUGCUCCCUCCCGCGGCCAGGCCGCCCCGAAUCCGCGGCCCCAGGCUCUGCCUUCCCUCCCGCGGCGCCAUGGCCGACUACAACAUCCCGGGCAUCCCCGUCAUCCAGCCGUGCCCCGGCCCCGCUCUCCGAGGAAGGUCAGCUGCCAGGCGACAUGGAGCCCUCCACGCCCGUGGAGCGGUACAUGGACAACAUGAAGCGCUCACCUCUGCCUGUCAACGUCUACGGAGUCGCUGGCGCCGUGUGCGGGACACUCCUCGGGGGCGCCUACGGCGGCGUCGCCGGGGUCGCUGCGGGCCUCUACCUGGAGAGGAAGUGGAAGGGCGAGAAGGGCCCGCAGCAGUGA
Molecule: messenger RNA, 610 nt
Organism: Prorocentrum cordatum
Lineage: Eukaryota; Dinophyceae; Prorocentrales; Prorocentraceae
Source: the annotation of a GenBank genome assembly